Messenger RNA from Vitis vinifera (wine grape), 1677 nucleotides. Its product is annotated as GDSL esterase/lipase At5g03820. The record is from RefSeq and is a predicted model, not a curated record. Lineage: Eukaryota; Viridiplantae; Streptophyta; Magnoliopsida; Vitales; Vitaceae. The coding region runs from base 409 to 1464 and encodes 351 amino acids. Gene Ontology annotation, molecular function: hydrolase activity, acting on ester bonds. The transcript is spliced from 5 exons.
ACAAUUUGAUCAAGACACGCCACUACUAGCAUACAUUGUGUAUGGUGUGAAUUAGAAUUGGAAGAAGCAACUUUUUCCUUGGACCUCUCUUAAAGAGUCUAAAAACUUUAACCAAGUCUUUUGGCACUCAUGAACAUGGACAAACCAAGACCACUUUUGGUUAGCCUAAUAUGAACAUGAGUGAUGAAAAGGACAAAUAUCACAAGCUUUAAGAGGUGUUAAACAUGCCUCCUUACCUGGAAAUCAGCAGCUUUAUAGGGAGCCUACUUUCUCAGACAGUUAUUUCACUUUGACCCUCGGUCAUAACACUGCCCUUCUUAAAUUCUCCCCCCACCUGCCCCUCACCUCCAUUCACUGUCUCCUCUUCACUCUCUUUUCUCUCCACUGUUGGAACAAUAGGAAAACAAAAUGGGGUUUGCAAGAAAUGCCUUGGGAGCCUUUCUUCUUCUUGUUUUGAUUUUGUCAGUAGCUCAUGGGGAUCCUCUUGUUCCUGCACUCUGCAUCUUUGGGGACUCUGUAGUUGAUGCAGGCAACAACAACAACCUUGCCACCCUUGUCAAGGCAAACUUCCCUCCUUAUGGAAGAGACUUUGUUACUCACAGGCCAACAGGAAGGUUCUGCAAUGGAAAGCUAGCCACAGACUUCACUGCCGAGUACCUCGGGUUCACUUCAUACCCGCCACCUUACCUUAGCCAGGAGGCACAGGGGAAGAACCUCUUGCAGGGAGCCAACUUCGCCUCAGCUUCUUCUGGUUAUUAUGACAGGACAGCACAGUUAUAUCGUGCGAUUUCAUUGACCCAGCAGGUAGAAUACUACAAGGAAUACCAAGCAAAAGUUGUAAGGCUGGUAGGAAAAGCUAGAGCUCAUGAUAUAUUCUCUGGCGGAAUCCACCUUCUGAGUGCUGGGAGUAGUGAUUUCGUUCAGAACUACUAUAUCAACCCCCUCCUUAACAGGGCCUACUCGGCCGAUCAAUUCUCAGAUCUUCUCAUGAAAUCCUACACUACUUUUGUUCAGAAUCUAUACGGUUUAGGGGUAAGGAAGAUUGGAGUGACAACGUUACCGCCAACUGGGUGUUUGCCUGCAGCUAUCACCCUCUUCAGCUCGGGGUCCAACCAGUGUGUUGCAAGGUUAAAUCAAGAUGCCAUUAACUUCAACAGUAAGCUAAACAUCACAUCUCAAGUUUUGCAAAAUAAGCUUCCCGGUCUCAAACUUGUGGUCUUUGACAUCUAUCAGCCACUCCUGAAUCUGAUCACAAAGCCCACUGAUAAUGGGUUCUUUGAGUCAAGGAAGGCUUGCUGUGGUACAGGUACAAUAGAAACCUCCCUGCUUUGCAAUGCUAGGUCUGUUGGAACCUGCUCCAAUGCUUCACAGUAUGUGUUUUGGGACGGAUUCCAUCCCUCUGAAUCAGCAAACCAGUUGUUGGCUGGUAGCCUACUUGAGCAGGGAAUCAACCUCAUUGGUUAAAGCUAUACUAUUACCACUGUUAAAACUCUGCUAUUCCACUUCUGUAAUCUUCUUCUAUAAAUAUAGAUGAGAGUAGAGAUAUUUAUGUGGAUCUGGCAGUUUUAGUUUGAGUGUUUGGUUUUCUAAUGGUGUGAUACUUCUCAUUUCUAUCAUGGAAAUUUGUUCGUGUCAAUCCUUAUAUCAAUAAGAUGAUUACAGUUCCAUUAUCGGUUA